UCAAGACCCACGAGAGUUCCUCCUCCGCCAGACAGCCAAUGGGAAGGCGCGUAUUUGUGACGUUGCAGGCCAGACAAAAUGGCCGCGGUCGACAUGUAAACAAACCCGGCAAGCUUGAAGGAUGAAGCUGCUAGUGAAGGUGCUGCAGUCUGCUGUGAAGCAAAAAGAACCGAGACGGAGACAUUUCUGGGGCUGGCUCAAUGCUGUUUUCAACAAGGUGGACUACGAGCGCAUCAAGGCCGUGGGUCCCGAUCGAGCGGCGUCCGAGUGGUUGCUGAGGUGCGGCGCCAAGGUGCGCUUCAUGGGUUUGGAUCGCUGGCACGGGGACUACAACGCGCUGCCCACCGGGCCUCUGGGACGCUUCAAGAUCCAGGCCAUCGACGCCACCGACUCCUGCAUCAUGUACCGAGGCUUCGACCAUCUCGAGGGUUUGCAGCAUGUGGAGGAGGUGAAGCUCCAAAAGUGCGUUUACAUCGAGGACGCAUGCUUGGAGCGGCUCAGCUCGUUGGAGAACCUGCAGCGAAGCCUUUUUAUCAUGGAGGUGGUGUCCUGCGGAAACGUCACCGACAAGGGUCUCGUUGCUCUGCACAAACUCAGUAAUCUGGAGUACCUGUUCCUCAGUGACCUGCCUGGUGUCAAGGACAAACAGACCACAGUGGAACGUUUAAAGACGGCACUCCCACGCCUUGACAUUCAAGUGGACUUGGAUUAAAAAAACAACAACAAAGCA
Messenger RNA from Syngnathus typhle (broad-nosed pipefish), 730 nucleotides. It is a transcript of the gene dmac2l, whose product is annotated as distal membrane arm assembly component 2 like. NCBI's taxonomy places the organism in Eukaryota, Metazoa, Chordata, Actinopteri, Syngnathiformes, Syngnathidae. The transcript is spliced from 5 exons. Bases 122 to 712 code for a protein of 196 amino acids. The record is from RefSeq and is a predicted model, not a curated record.